UUACAAAGCAUCCGUAGCUACUUCUUGAUUUAUUUAUGAUCCUAGGCUGCGCUUUGUUGACCUAUACCUUUUAAAAUCUGCAGCACUCCUACGACUAAGCAUUAUCACUAUUGAUUAAUAACUCCCAAAAGAUCAAAUAAAACUAAGUACUUUUCUAACUUUCGGGGCCACCCCAUUGCAAAACAAACCUCCAGUCCAGUGACAUGACUGCUAUUCACAUUCUUCUCCUUCUCCUCUCCUGCACAUUGCUUGUGCGCCAGUGCGACGGGGCGUGUGCGGAGGUCGACUCGGACACUGAGGCGGUGGCGGGCAAAGGCUUCAAGCUAGGCUGCAUCUCCUGUAAGAUGAGGAGUGAAGUCAAAGCUACCGCCACUGUCGAAUGGUACUUCAAGCCCAGAGGAGAGGUCGAAUUUGUGCAGAUCUACACCUACAAUGAGAUGGGCCCCAUGAUCGAAAAUGAAAUCUUCAUGGAUCGUCUGGAUUGGAACGGGAGCAAGAGGAGCACCGACAUCCAAGACGCGUCCAUAUAUAUUCUCAACGUCACCUUCAACGACACGGGGACGUACCGCUGCUUCUUCAACCGCGUCCUCACCUACGACAACUAUGAGAACACCACCGUUAUCAGCAAAGUGGUCCGCCUUAAUGUGGUGGCGAAAGCCACCAGAGGUACAGCUUCCAUCGUGUCUGAAGUCAUGAUGUACGUGACCAUCAUCGGCCUGCAAGUGUGGCUCCUCAUCGAGAUGAUCUACUGCUACAGGAAAAUAUCAGCGGCCGGGGAAGAAGCUUUAAGAGAAGCCGCGAAUGCUGAAUAUUUAGCGAUAGCCUCAGAAAGUAAAGACAACUGUGCAGAUGUGCAGGUUGGAGAAUAGCAAAGGCUGCCCCUUUUUGAUGAUGUCAUCGCUACUGAACGCCCCCGCUAACUGCAUGAAACCAACUUGGAGUAGGGGAACAGAUUGCAUCCUCAUCUCCAGUUCAUUAUGCAUUCAUUAGCAUACACUGUAGUCACCGUACAAAUAUUAUGUUGACAUUCUGUAUAUUUAUAUGACAUGCGUAACACUGCCUGUAAGACUGUUGAGGUUGAAGAAAGCUUUUUACUAAUUCACCACCUCCUAAUGUCUGAAAUAAA
Messenger RNA from Syngnathus acus (greater pipefish), 1126 nucleotides. RefSeq names its product sodium channel subunit beta-1-like. The transcript has 6 exons. NCBI's taxonomy places the organism in Eukaryota, Metazoa, Chordata, Actinopteri, Syngnathiformes, Syngnathidae. The coding region runs from base 204 to 869 and encodes 221 amino acids. Gene Ontology annotation, molecular function: sodium channel regulator activity. Gene Ontology annotation, biological process: cardiac muscle cell action potential involved in contraction; sodium ion transport; regulation of heart rate by cardiac conduction. Gene Ontology annotation, cellular component: voltage-gated sodium channel complex. The record is from RefSeq and is a predicted model, not a curated record.